This is a messenger RNA of Pseudogymnoascus verrucosus, 1097 nucleotides long. RefSeq lists its product as uncharacterized. The coding region runs from base 202 to 930 and encodes 242 amino acids. The transcript has 3 exons. Lineage: Eukaryota; Fungi; Ascomycota; Leotiomycetes; Thelebolales; Thelebolaceae. The record is from RefSeq and is a predicted model, not a curated record. Gene Ontology annotation, molecular function: beta-phosphoglucomutase activity; sugar-phosphatase activity.
GGCCGGUUCUCUAAGACGCUACGCAUUUAUUUAUGAGAACACGUGGUUACGAAAUUUAAAGUCACCAGCAGGUCAUAUUGAGAUUAUAACUAUUUUAAAAAUCUGAGAACUCGGAUAUUUCAUACAUCUUACGGCAUACCGAACCGACUCUCACCACAAAUCAGUCUCACUUAUCACCUCGGAGAGAAAUACCAAAUAAAAAUGGGGUCGACAAAUGAAGGAUCAUAUACCGCUCCAGCCGAGGAAGUAUCCUUUGCUGGACUUCUAUUUGACUUGGACGGCACAAUUAUCGAUUCCACAGAUGCAGUUGUGAAGCAUUGGCACCAGAUCGGAAAGGAGAUUGGCGUGGACCCAAAUGUUAUCCUGCAGACCUCGCACGGCAGGCGCAGUAUAGACGUUCUCAAAAUUAUAAGCCCCGAGAAGGCCAACUGGGAAUAUGUAUGCGAAGUGGAAGGCCAAAUACCCGCCCGCUACGGAGCAGACGCCACUGAGAUCCUCGGCGCCCGCGCCCUCUGCGAUUCCCUCUCCGCCACCACUCCUCCAGUUCCGUGGGCCAUCGUGACCUCCGGAACCGCUCCCUUAGCCAACGGCUGGCUCCGCAUCCUCAAACUCCCAGCCCCUGAGCACUUCGUGACCGCGGAGUCCGUGGCGAACGGCAAGCCAGAUCCGCAGGGCUACCUGAUGGGUGCUGAGUCUCUUAAGCUUGACCCUAAGGGGCUGCUAGUGCUGGAGGAUAGCCCUGCGGGAAUUAAGGCCGGAAAGGCGGCUGGGUGCAGGGUAUUGGGCGUGGCGACCACGCAUACGGCGAAGGAGGUCAAGGAGGCGGGUGCGGAUUGGGUUGUGGAGGAUUUGAGGAGUGUUACUGUUGCGAGGGUGGGGGAGGAGGGAGGAGUUGUGCUUAAGAUCAGUGAGGGGUGGGUUGGAAACUAAUUAGACGGGUACUAGGAGGCGUAGAGAAAGGAAUCUGCUUGAUGUUUGUUUUGUUUUUAGGCGGCAUUCCGAACAUGGAUAUACGGAGUUACCCAAGAGGGGUUUAGAGCCGGCAACCCCAGACGAUGGUACUGGGAGGUAGAAUAGCAACCUUAUGAACUACCAAU